Molecule: messenger RNA, 2853 nt
Organism: Schistocerca cancellata (South American locust)
Lineage: Eukaryota; Metazoa; Arthropoda; Insecta; Orthoptera; Acrididae
Product: neuronal acetylcholine receptor subunit beta-3-like
Exons: 9
Coding region: 40-1245 (401 amino acids)
Biological process (GO): nervous system process; regulation of membrane potential; chemical synaptic transmission
Cellular component (GO): synapse; membrane; neuron projection
Molecular function (GO): extracellular ligand-gated monoatomic ion channel activity; transmembrane signaling receptor activity; neurotransmitter receptor activity
Source: RefSeq, a predicted model, not a curated record
CGGACGCCAGCUCCAUACAGUGGCUGCCGCAUCAUCGCCAUGGACACCGCGUCGCCGCUGUUCGUGAUGACGCUGUUGUUCGUGACCUUCUCAGGUGAAGGGCGUGCGGUGGAAGCGGUUUCGGCUUCCGCGUCCCAGAUAGCGGCAGUGCGGUCUGCCUUAUUCAAGAACUACGAUCGCGCACUGCCGCCGCCUGGGGACCAGCUGAAAGUGAGACUCAUCAUUGACCUCCUCAACGUGGAUCUGUAUGGAUACGCGCGGGUAAUGGAGAUUGAAGGCCUUAUUUACAUUGCUUGGACGGACUCACGCUUAUCUUGGACAGGUAGUGACGUAGUAAAAAAUGUUUACGUUUAUACCGACGAGAUCUGGACACCUGACCUAGGAGUUCUACAUAAGUGGCAGGACGACCCAGACGAAUCGUCUCUGGUCAACACAAGGUGCUUCCUGUCGUCUACUGGCUACGUGGAGUGUAUGCCGCCUGUCUACUUUCGCUCGCACUGCAAGCCGGACAAUUCUCGCUGGCCCUACAGCAGGCACAACUGCACGCUGCGGCUCGCCUCCAAGUUGCCGAUCCAGAAGCUCAAGUUCGAACUUAUGGAGGUGGUUUUCGUUUACGAGCUUGCUUCGCGGAACUGGGACAAUUUUCAACUUUCGUCAUACACCGAAGAAGUCGGAGGGAGAUCUAACGUGGUAGUAUCGUUUGAACUAAAGAGGCAUAACUUGAUACAGACAGCAGCUUUCGUCGCUCCAGCAUUUGUGCUGGUCCUGUUGACGGUGAGCACUUGGUUCCUGCCGAUCAGCUGCGACGAGCGCCUCUUGCUGGCGACCCUCUCCGUCUUCCUGCACUGCGCCGUCAUCGACAGCCUGUCGUACGCCAUGCCAGAGGACGGACGCAGCGCGCCGCAGGUCGUGCUGAUGUAUCGCGACCUGCUGGUGGUGGCGUGUGCGUCCUUCAUGGCUGCCGUGGGCCUGCGGAGGCUGGGCAGCCUGCGCACGCUGGACACCCCCGUGUGGCUGCCCUCCCUGCUGGAGUCCGGGCCCGCGCGCUUCCUGCUCUGCUCUCCCCAUGGCUCUCUCAGGCUGCAGGAAGAAGACGAUGCUGAGGGCCUGGUGAGCGAGGAGGAGCCAGUGACAGCUGCCACACCCGCUCCAGCGGCGCUCCUGGCGCUGCUGAUCAACCGCCUGGGUCUGGUUGCGUCGACAGCCACCUGUGUCGCCGCCCUCUCCGUCAGACUCAUGGCUUAACUCUCACCUCCCUGCCACAUACUAACCACCCAUAUGGAUAUCUGUGGACGUCGACUGCCUUCCUAAAAUAAUUUUGCAUUUACGGACGUCUAAAAUGAAAAGUGCUUCUAUUCCGUCCAAUGAGAAGGGUCCCUCUUCAGGUCUGAAUUCAAACUGUCUUACUUUUGGUGAGUCUUACGUUGUUGAGCAGAUCGUUUAAGCAAAGGGUCGACACUUACGCUUUGCUGUCAGUGCUAUUCCAAGUUCAGACCAGUCAUCAACCAACAGCUACAGCUACCAGAUGAGAGAACCACUACCUUUUGAAUUGUCGAAGAGGGCCAGUAUUUAUUGAACUGUGGAACAAACGGAGGGGUGGCAAUUUGAAUGUGAAUUUGCCUUACUUUAAAUGGUCAAGUGGCUCUGUGGGAGAAUUACUGUAUGCGAAAAAAAAAAAAAAACCUUACCUGUUGUCGAGUCCCCGUUCCGUAGAGCAAUUCAACUCCCUUAACACGAUUGGAACUUCGUGUACUCAGUGUAUCAGCAUCGAGAAAUUCGGUCUCCCGUCCACUUUCCGUCACUGUGGACUUUUGCAUCGCUUUCGUUUUUUUUCGCCUGUCAAAGGAUCCUUUACGUUUCGCUAUUGUUAUCAGUGACGCACAGAUAUUCUUCAGUUGUUAUAGAAGUCUGAGUAUCUUACUGGGACAGCUUUCUUUCACUGCCAUGAAGAACCGCCUUACAGGUUUGUAGCGUUAUGGUACCAUCGUUGUUUCCCAGUUACAGUUUUGGUGGCAAGCUGGAUGCCAUAUAGAUAAUCUUGGGCCUACAGUGGAUAAAAAAGUGAAAAGUUUGAACGUAGCACGGUCUUAAUCCAUCGACUUGUUACUUUCAUUAAUUGAUAAUCACAAGGAAAUUAGAGACUGCCACGCCAUAUCAUCUAGUCAGAGUAAUGUCCUUCACAGUGAAAAUGAAAAUAAAAAAAAUUGAAAAAGGUAAUCAAGUUAAUAUAAUGUAAUUCCAUCUUUGUUCCAAAGUGUUUUCUGUGUUCCGCCUAUUACAUUUGCGCCUCUGUAUAAGACAAAUUCUUAAUCUUCAUAUUAUUUUUGAAUAUAUGAGAAAAAGUACUACCACAGCUGUAUCUUGAUAACGUCUUUAUUGUCUUACAUGACUAGUUUCGGUGGCACAUUACCACCAUUUUCAGAUUUCAUCACUGCUAAAAGAGUAACAGAUUUCCUUGGGCCAUUUAUUGUGGAGCCCUUGGUACUAGUACAUGCGGGCAUUGUAGACAGCCAGGUGUCGAAUAGAGACUUUUGAGGAAAGAUAGCCCAUGUGUACUAGGACUAGGACUCCACAAUAAAUGCGCCAAAGAAAUGUAUUACUUUCUCGGCAGUGAUGCAACCUGAGGACGGCAGUAAUGUGCCGCCGCAACUAGUCGUGGGAGAUAAUAAAGAGAGUCUCAAUAUAUAGCUGUGGUAGUACUUUUUUUCAUAUAUGUCAUCAGUUGACGUCUCUCGUCCACGCAGUAGGAUGGACAUCCAUCAAUUAUUUUUAUAUGUUUUUUGUACUUCAUUCACAGAGCUGCAAAUUUAAUCAUAUUCCACACGUAGACAAAUUUAACUGUGAACUGCAAAA